AUGUCUUUCUCCCAAGAUUAUUAUUGCUACCCCAUCUUCACCUCCUACAGGAAUGACGUGCCCCUCACUCCUGAGCUAGGUAUCAUUGAAGCUAGUCAUGUCCGCGAUUUAUACUAUGUCUAUGCUAAUCGCCACAAUGACCACUACUCCCCAUACUCUGAGAAUCACCCAGACCCCUUAGAACGUCGUAUUCAUGCCAUGCCUGACAUUGAGGUCUUCCUUAUGGAUGAUGAUCAUCCCCCUCAAUGGUUCCUAGGUGUCGACCUCACUCACGCGUUGCAUGGGGCCUACACCCAUGCACUUUGUGUCUUUGGCGAAGCUGUCCAACCUGCUGGAUGGAAUCGUCGCGAGCCCUGGGCAAAUUACGACUACGCAACUGAGCUCGUCAAGAUUGGCUUUCCAUACAUCCCGCGUCCCAUUUGUUUCAAGGAGGACGUCUACCACUUCCCCGCCGAUUCCUUCCACGAGCUCCAGCAACAAGUACAUCACAACAACUUCUACGCGAUUUGCCUCAAUGCUCUGUCAAUUAUUAUCACUGCUACUAAACAGAUGGAGUAUAGUAACAUAGCCCAUGUUGGGUAUAUUCGCGGCUCCCCCGCCUGCGUUUCGGCGCAUCGUUUUUGGUGCCGUUUACAUGGUCACCCAGUAGUCGAACACUCCGAAGACGAUCUGUCUGACGCAGGGUAUCAAUUGCAGGAUUCCCUGUCAACAGAUACGACGGCGACAACGAAGCACUGGGACCAAUUACUCCGCCGCCUGAGAACGUUCCGCCGCCCCAGUUGGUGGAUUUUGCGGAAGUCCCCUUCGACUACGCCGCCUGGGGACUUCCCCUUCGACUACGCCGCCUGGGGACUUCCCCCUCGAGAAUCUUCCGAACAACCCGAAACGGCUUACCUGGGUUACCAGAACGGCAACUUGUUUACGGCUCCGGAAUACGCCCCGUUGCACGCCGCCAACGAAGCAGGCGAAUUCCCUGCUCCAGAAUACGCCCACGGCCACGAGCUCGACAUCGCUGCUCUCACGCAGCAACUCUCUUUGGUUGCCGUCGCGCAGAGCGUCGAAUCCGUCUCCCCCGGGUUCGGUAACGACUUCGUCGCUUCUGUUUGGGAGUGGCCGGGAGAACCAAACCCCGUCGUCGACUUGGGACCACCUGAAUGGCCCACCGUACCGCAGCAACAUACGCCGCCGUUCUCGUGGGAAGACCACUGGCACGAGGUUCACGCUCGCGACCUAGAGCUAGGUGACAACCAGGACAUCCACAUCGGCGGAGGGCUCGAAAUCGACUCGGAGCAUAUCAUUCGCCCUCUCCCCGUCGUCACUAACUGA
Rhizoctonia solani is the source of this 1326-nucleotide messenger RNA. RefSeq lists its product as uncharacterized. Lineage: Eukaryota; Fungi; Basidiomycota; Agaricomycetes; Cantharellales; Ceratobasidiaceae. The transcript has 2 exons. The record is from RefSeq and is a predicted model, not a curated record. The coding region runs from base 1 to 1326 and encodes 441 amino acids.